CACACUUCCACACCACCAGCCAAGAGAUUGCAGAAACUUUGGCGUUUUUCGAUGUCUGUUUUCUAAAUCGCAGCAGACGCAGAGACUUGCGAUGUUUGUGGAGUAACGGGAGCCCAGGCAGAGCCCAAUGGCAGCUCCGGAGCUGUACUCGAAGUUUGCUCGAGUCUGGAUCCCAGACACCACAGAGGUGUGGCGAUCAGCAGAGCUCACCAAAGACUACAAGCCCGGAGACACUGUCCUACAUCUACAGCUGGAGGAUGAGACCGAGUUUGAGUACAAGUUGGACCCAAAGAGUGGUGUUCUGCCUCCUCUUCGUAACCCGGACAUCCUGGUGGGCGAGAAUGACCUCACGGCUCUCAGUUACCUCCAUGAACCGGCCGUUCUGCACAACCUCCGGGUCCGAUUCACAGACUCCAAACUCAUCUACACCUACUGCGGAAUCAUUCUGGUUGCCAUCAAUCCAUAUGAAAGUCUUCCAAUAUAUGGAUCAGAUAUCAUCAAUGCUUACAGUGGGCAGAACAUGGGUGAUAUGGACCCACAUAUCUUUGCUGUGUCAGAGGAGGCCUAUAAACAGAUGGCCAGAGAUGAAAAGAACCAGUCCAUCAUCGUGAGUGGAGAAUCUGGUGCAGGGAAGACGGUUUCUGCUAAAUAUGCCAUGCGUUACUUCGCCACGGUCAGCGGCUCCUCUGCUGAGGCCUGCGUGGAGGAGAAAGUGCUGGCGUCCAGCCCCAUCAUGGAGGCUAUAGGAAAUGCCAAGACGACGAGAAACGACAACAGCAGUCGCUUUGGGAAGUAUAUUGAGAUUGGAUUUGACAGGAAACACCACAUCAUUGGAGCCAACAUGAGGACGUACCUUCUGGAAAAGUCUAGAGUGGUGUUUCAGGCAUGUGAGGAGAGAAACUAUCACAUCUUCUAUCAGCUCUGUGCUUGUGCCCAUUUACCUGAGUUUGAACCUCUCAAGUUAGGUAUGAUGCCCACUCUGCAUUAUCAAGGACAAUUAGAUUCCUCAUGAUAUAAACCCUUUAAAUGCUUCUUCACAUACUCUUAGUUUAAACGUGCCAGUAUCUGCUGAUUGAUUCCAGGAAUUACUGAGGCACACCAAAUGGGUUUAUUCCAAAUCCUGUCAGCCAUUCUUCAUCUGGGGAAUGUGGAAGUGAAAGAGAGAGGAUCGUCUAGUUGUGGCAUCUCUGAUGAAAGCGGCCACCUGGCCAUGUUUUGUGAACUCACUGAGGUGUCGUACGAGUCCAUGGCUCACUGGUUGUGCCAUAAAAAACUCAAGACCGCCACAGAAACCCUAAACAAGCCUGUUACCCAAUUGGAGGCCAUAAACGGCCGUGACGCUCUUGCAAAACACAUUUACGCCAAGCUCUUCUCAUGGAUCGUCGGCCAGGUCAACAAGGCCCUGAGCACUUCCUCCAAACCGCACUCGUUCAUUGGUGUCCUAGACAUCUAUGGGUUUGAGACAUUCGAGAUGAACAGCUUCGAGCAGUUCUGCAUCAACUACGCCAACGAGAAGCUCCAGCAGCAGUUUAACAUGCACGUGUUCAAACUGGAGCAGGAGGAGUACAUGAAGGAGCAGAUACCAUGGACGCUCAUCGAUUUCUACGACAACCAGCCGUGCAUCAACCUGAUCGAGGCCAAGAUGGGCUUGCUAGAUCUUUUAGAUGAAGAAUGCACUAUGCCAAAAGGUUCUGAUGAAUCAUGGGCGCAAAAGCUGUACAACACUCACCUAAAGAAAAGCUCUCACUUUGAGAAGCCGCGCAUGUCUAACAAAGCCUUCAUCAUACUGCACUUUGCAGAUAAGGUUGAAUACCAGUGUGAUGGAUUUCUGGAGAAAAAUAAAGACACAGUCAAUGAAGAACAAAUUAAUGUGCUGAAGGCUAGUAAGUUUACCUUACUGGUUGAGCUCUUCCAGGAUGAGGAAACACCUGCAGCUCUGAGCACCACAGCACCAUCUGGUCGUGUAAAGUUUGGACGGUCCACCCAGUCUUUUAGGGAGCACAAGAAGUCAGUUGGACUGCAGUUCCGGAACUCUCUGCACCUGCUUAUGGACACACUGAACGCCACCACCCCACACUAUGUGCGCUGUGUCAAACCAAAUGAUGUUAAAGCCCCCUUCAUGAUGGACCCCCAUCGAGCCGUUCAGCAGCUCAGAGCGUGUGGAGUCCUCGAGACCAUUCGCAUCUCAGCCACAGGCUUCCCUUCCAGGUGGACUUAUCAAGAGUUCUUCAGCCGCUAUCGUGUUCUAAUGAGGCAGAAAGAAAUCCUCUCAGACAGGAAGUUGACCUGCCAGAGUGUUCUAGAACGGCUUGUGCAGGACAAAGAUAAAUACCAGUUCGGAAAAACAAAGAUCUUCUUCCGGGCUGGACAGGUGGCUUACCUGGAAAAACUGAGGGCAGACAAACUCCGUACGGCCUGCAUCCACAUCCAAAAAACUAUCCGUUGCUGGCUCGCCCGCAAGAAAUACCUGCGUAUUCGCCAAGCAGCCAUUACCUUGCAGAGAUACGCGAGAGGACACCAGGCUCGAUGCUUGUGCAAGACAUUGAGAAGGACGCGGGCCGCAGUGAUCUUCCAGAAGUACACACGCAUGUGGGCAGCCAGACGACAGUUCCUGCGACAGAAAGCAGCAGCGGCUCUCAUUCAGAGGUUAAUGCGCGGCUAUACAGCCAGACUGGAGUACAAACGGUUGCUGUGUGAACACAAGGCUUUACUGAUCCAGCGCUGGGUGCGUGGCUUCCUGGCCCGCUGGCGUUUCCGUCGCAUAAAGCGGGCUGUGGUAUAUCUGCAGUGUUGCGUGCGCAGGAUGCUGGCCCGUCGAGAGCUCAAGAAACUCAAGAUUGAAGCCAGAUCAGUCGAGCACUACAAGAAGCUCAACGUCGGCAUGGAGAACAAGAUCAUGCAGCUGCAGAGGAAACUGGAUGAGCAGCAUAAGGAGAACCGAGAGCUUUCCGAGCAAAUUAGACAAAUGGAGAGCCACAGUGCCACAGAGUUGGAGAAAUUGCACCUGCAGCUCAAGACUCUUCAAGAUGCGGAAGAGGAGUCCCGUCACCGAGGAGACCUGGUGACAUCAUUACAGGAGGAGCUGGAAUUGGUCCGUCAGGAGCUGGAGAAGAACAAAGAGAUGGUUUCUGAACUGAAUGAGAAGAACACACUGCUGAAGAGUGAGAAAGAUGAGAUGAACAGACUGAUCCAGGAACAGGAGCAGCAGAUAAAAGAGAAGUCAGAGUCGACCCAUGAUGAGGCCACAGAGCACCUGCAAGCACAGCUGAAUGAGGAACGCUUCCAUCACCAAAACCUUCUGACCGAGCACCUGAAGCUGGAGGAGCGCUACGCUGAUCUGAGAUCAGAAAAAGAGGCGGCUGAAGAGCUCUCGAAACCUGGUCAUAACAGAGCCGACUCUGGCUACAGCAGCAACCAAUCAGAGAUCGUCCACAGCUCUGUGCUCACAGGGUCAGAGGUCAGCUCGCUGGAAAGAGAGGAUGCUGGGCAGACGGCAGCUGAUGUGUCCCUGCUGCUGAAGCUGCAGAGGAGAGUCGCUGAGCUGGAGAAGCAGAAGAUGGACCUGCAGGGUGAGAUGGACACCAAAGAAGAGCAACUACAACUGGAACAAACUAAAGAACUGGAAGAUUGUCGGAGAGUGUUAGGGGCUGAGAGAGACUACGAGGCUCUGAAGCGUCAGGAGCUGGAGUCUGACAAUAAGAAGCUGAAGAAAGAUCUGCAGGAGCUCCGUCAGUCCCUCAGUAAGGGGUCGGGGUCAAAGGUGGCGUCCCCUGGAGGUCAGGCAUAUAACGUGAUCCUAGAACAGCUCGACUCCACCACUGAGGAGCUUGAAAUGCGAAAGGAGGAAGUGCUCAUUUUGCGCUCUCAACUGGUCAACCACGAGGCAUUUAAACAUAAGGAAACAGGAACUGAAGGGGAUUCAGGUGACUCGAGCAGAUCCCCCACACUGGACCUUCAUGAGCUCAAUGAGGAUGGAGAACUCUGGAUGGCUUAUGAGAGCCUGAAGGAAACCAACAGGAUUCUAGAGUCGCAGUUGCAAACUCAGGGACAGUCCCAUGAAAAGGAGGUGGAGGGAUUGAGGGCGGAGCUUCAGCAGUUGAGGGCGGAGCUUGGUCAUCAGCAGCAGAUGCUGUCAGACAGCUUGGAGCUUCCACAUGAUGCUCGAAUACAAGCAAGCCUGCAGCACGAGAUCAGUCGCCUCACGCAACAAAAUAUGGACCUCUUGGAGCAGAUGGGGAAACAGGACAAAAUGGUCCGCAAACUAAAGAAACACCUGAAAAUAUACAUGAAAAAGUUCGGGGAGGCUGAGGCAGGUGUUCAUAUCGAGCAGUCCCCUCCAGAGAACAUGGUUGGCGAGAGCGGUCGCACGGUCAGCAUCGUUCGCAAAGAGAGGGAUUUCCAAGGCAUGCUGGAGUACAGGAGAGAAGACGAGAGCAAACUGUUCAAGAUACUCAUCACAGAGCUCAAACCCCGAGGUGUGGCGGUGAAUCUGGUCCCAGGUCUGCCUGCUUACAUUCUCUUCAUGUGUCUGCGGCACGCCGACUACGCCAACGAUGACCAGCGGGUCUCCACCCUGCUGAACUCCUCCAUCAACACCAUCAAGAACGUGCUGAAGAAACGUGGAGAUUUUGAAACCAUUUCCUUCUGGUUGGCAAACACCUGUCGCUUCUUACAUUGCCUGAGGCAGUACAGUGGAGAGGAGGCCUACACAAAGCACAACACGCCUCGGCAGAACGAACACUGUCUGACAAACUUUGACCUGUCGGAGUACCGGCAGGUUCUGAGUGAUCUGGCUAUUCAGAUCUACCAGCAGCUCAUCAGGGUCAUAGAAAACAUUUUACACCCCAAGAUUGCACCAGCCAUGCUGGAGCAGGAGACCAUUCAGGGUGUGAUGGGCGUGAAGCCCACAGGAAUGAGGAAGCGCACGUCCAGUGUCUAUGAGGAGCGCUCUCACUCGCUGGAGUCCAUUCUGAAGCAGCUGGAUGUGUUUUAUUACACACUGCUUCAGCACGGCAACGACACCGAGCUGGUCCGUCAGGUCAUCAAACAGCUGUUCUACACCAUCUGCUCUGUCACGCUCAACAACUUGCUGCUCCGCAAGGACAUGUGCUCCUGGAGUAAAGGCCUGCAGAUCAGGUAUAAUGUAUGUCAGCUGGAGGAGUGGUUGCUGGAUAAAGAUGUUCAGGGCAGUGGAGCGCGUGAGUCUCUGGAGCCUCUGAUUCAGGCGGCUCAGCUUCUGCAGAUCAAAAAGAAGAGCCAGGACGACGCAGAGGCCAUCUGCAUCAUGUGUACGGCUCUCACCACUGAACAGAUUGUGAAAAUCCUCAGCUUGUACACACCAGUGAAUGAGUUUGAGGAGAGAGUGUCUAUAUUAUUCAUAAAGUCUGUACAGACUUUAUUAAAGGAUCGUAAGGAGUCUUCUCAGUUACUGAUGGAUGCUAAGAUCAUUUUCCCAGUCACCUUCCCCUUCAACCUUUCACCUGUGGCCCUUGAGACCAUCCAGAUCCCCAGCAGCCUCAACCUGAACUUCCUGACACGAGUUUAAAAACACACCAGUGAUGUCGUCAUGGAAACCACAGAACAGAAUAGAGGCUUGGAUUAUAUUUGUGGUCACAUCUUCUGGGAUGUUUGCGUUUACAUUUCCUGUAUCACUGUAAAAGAUUUAACUUAUGAGAGUCACCUUAAACACAUUUCACUGUAUUUGCUGGUG
Sinocyclocheilus grahami is the source of this 5710-nucleotide messenger RNA. It is a transcript of the gene myo5ab, whose product is annotated as myosin VAb. The transcript has 39 exons. NCBI's taxonomy places the organism in Eukaryota, Metazoa, Chordata, Actinopteri, Cypriniformes, Cyprinidae. Gene Ontology annotation, biological process: actin filament organization. Gene Ontology annotation, molecular function: ATP binding; actin filament binding; microfilament motor activity. Gene Ontology annotation, cellular component: myosin complex; actin cytoskeleton; membrane. The record is from RefSeq and is a predicted model, not a curated record.